Molecule: messenger RNA, 2963 nt
Organism: Aphanomyces astaci
Lineage: Eukaryota; Oomycota; Saprolegniomycetes; Saprolegniales; Verrucalvaceae
Exons: 13
Coding region: 13-2898 (961 amino acids)
Biological process (GO): mitotic sister chromatid segregation
Cellular component (GO): condensin complex; nucleus
Source: RefSeq, a predicted model, not a curated record
UCGUCAAACAGCAUGCGUCCGGCCAUGCAGAAGGCCCUUGUGGCGAUGGCAAAGGACGGGCAUUGCAAGGAAUUCCUGCGCGUGUUCGCUGCUGAAUGCCUUUCCGAGAAAAAUGAAGAUCACAGCUUGGAGUGGAAGGAAGGACUGGAUGCGAUGUCGACGGCACAGUGGCAGCACUUGUGCGAGUACAUGCGCCUUCCACUGGUCGAUCUCCACAUCACGGCAUGCUUGACAUGCUUGUGUUGGAGCUUGCGCGACUCGUUACCGACUUCUGUCGUCUUUGCACUCAGCGACGUGAUUGUGCAUCUCCACGGCCACCUCCUGCAAGCCACCCCGGACGCGCAAGACGCGAUCGCACAGUGCUGCGAAGCGUUCUGGAUCAGCCAUGCGUCACGCGCGGAAGCUGUGAUCCCUCAACUCAUCCCGUACCUUGUCGUGCAAGCGCUGGAUGGUGAGACCGUGUCGGCCGUCAAGCGACUUCGAGAUGUGCAGGACGCGCUGUCGCUUCUCGACUUUGAGGACACGAGUAGUCGCUUGCUCAAGGACCUGCUCCUGCGGUGCUUUGUCUCUCCCGCGUUUCUCAAGUCCAACGACGGCGUGGCUAUCUUGAGCGACCUGUUUCACUUGGACGCGUCCUUUAUGGACGACAUCCACGAAACCAUUCGGAACCAAGUACCGACCCAGAAAAAGUCUGUCGUCAAGCGCUACGGCCUAGUGUAUUUUAAGGCGUGGCACACGGCCUACUUGAACGAGUUGCCGUCGUUGCUGAAACUCGAAGAAGACUGCAUCCAACCGUACUUGUACCAUGCGAUUUACGUUUCCACGGCGUCGCUGUGCACAAAGUUGCAUGCGUUGCUCGAGGCAUUCUUUGAAGCCAAGCAAGUGUGUGAUCCGAUGCUAUACCGGCUCGUGGAGCCCAUGUUGUGGCGCGGGCUCAGUGCCACCAACGACCAAGUGCGAAAGCAAGCGGCGAUCGUGCUAUUCCAAGGGUUUCCAUAUCAAAAGUUCCAUUUGGAUGGGAAUAAAUCCGCGUCCAAGGAAGACACGGACGCGCUCCUGCAGAAACAAGUGGACGGGAUGCUGCUUCUGGUCCAGGAUACAUCGCCGGCGACGCGGGUCGUGGCUGUCCAUGGGUUGGCCAAGGUGCUGAGCUUGUACUGGGAAGUCAUCCCGCACGAAUCGAUCCAGCAGUUUUUGUUUUGGCUAUUUGAACUCGUACAAGACACGGCCUCGACGGCCGUCCGCGUCGCAGUGUUGCAAGGCCUGCCCCUCAUUUUGGACAACCACCUCAGCCAUGCCGUGCUCAAGUCCCUCCUCCCCAAGCUCGCGCCAUACUUGAACGACAAGCAAGAGACAGUCCGAGCGGCGUUCUGCCGACUCCUCGUUCGCGUCAAGAGCAUCCGGAACAUGCACUUUUACGACAUUGCGCCUGUGGACUCUUGUUUGCUGCGCCUGGUUAUGGACGCGGCGCGGCCGUCCGUGGCCAAACCGAUCACGAAUUUGUUCUUGCGGUCGUAUUUUCCCCAGGGGGCGUCGGACGACGCCCAAGUCGCUCGGACGCUGAGUCUGAUUGAGGAGCAUCCGGUGGCCAGUCGGGUGUUCUACCGACACGUCGUGCAUUUCUCGUCUGUGGGCGCCGUGUGUAAACUGGUGGUGCUGCUGCUUCAUUUCGUGUCUUGUCAAGGCGGAAGUGACAACUCAGACUUGGCCAAUGGGGUAGUGUGGGUCGUGGUGGAUCUGCUUGAAAGCAUCCAGAAGCCUUUGAUGCACAGCAAACGAUACGCCGACUGCCGCCGGUUCAUUCAGGAUCAGGUGCACCCGGACAGACUGCACACGAUUCUCGAGUCGUUUUCUGCGUAUCCGUCGGUGGUGGCAGGCACGUGGCACGUGAUUUCGCACGUGCCGACGUCGAUGAAAGAUCAGUUUGUAUUGCGUGCGCUGGACGCCAUGGCGGAAUUCGAGUGCUCGUCCAACAAGCUGCUGCUUGUGGGCGUCCUGCAGUGCCUGGUGCGAUGGGGCGAAGCCCUGACGUUUGUCGAUUCGUUACUCGACCAGUUGCGUCCGAAACGCAUCCAUCGAACAAACGUGGCACUGCUGCUGGUGUGCCUAAACGAACUGGCCAAGCUGUGCGACCUCAGUGACGUGGCUUCGUCGCUUGUGGUCAAGUUGGAGCAGCACUGGCCGACGUUUCAAGGACAGAUGGAACCUACCAGUGCGAUUUUGUAUGCCAAAGUCGUGUGGACGCUGCACCAGUUGGUUGUUGCGGGAGCGGCAGCUGCUGGUGACACGCCGCCGCCACCCAUGGUGUUGUGCGCGAUCUAUGAAUGGAUGUCAACGCUAAAGAAGCGGAAAGGACCAGCUGCCGCCACUUCUGAUCAACCAAGCGGCGAUGCCAACGGCUCGGAAUUCCGACUCGAGGUGGUGCCAGUGCUAUGCGAAGCCAUGUUUGUGGCCCUGCAGUCGGCCACCGCCGUGACCUUUAUGCAGCGCGUGCUCGAAUUGGCCAUGGACGAGCCAGCGUUGAACUCACAGCUGUUGUCGUUGCUGGUGGCGGUCGAAGUUGACUUAGAAGACGACAUCUUGGGCGCGUUGCUGGCGGCGUUGCUAGAAACAAACGCAUCUAGCUGCGUGUGGCUCACGCAGUUGCCCCAGUCCACGGGACUGUGCCGUUGUCUGUGGAUGCUUCUCAAGCAAGAUGCUCACGUUGGCCAAGCCAUCAACGCUACGAAAUGGCCCGAAGACGCCUUGCAGAGAGUAUUAAGCGUGGGCCUGCAACAGGACGAAGUGUUGCCAUUGCAUGUGGUGCAGAUUUUGAAGUCUUGUCGAUCCCUGGACUGGGCGACCAAAGUUGCAUCCCCCACAGUGCUCGGCCAGUUGCCGAAUAUGCUAAACACAUAACCAAAUAGUACAAAGAACGAACGUUCCCCGUAAUAAUUGCCAUUUAAUUUGGGAGUAAUUGGAGC